Molecule: messenger RNA, 1730 nt
Organism: Acanthopagrus latus (yellowfin seabream)
Lineage: Eukaryota; Metazoa; Chordata; Actinopteri; Spariformes; Sparidae
Product: keratin, type I cytoskeletal 13-like
Exons: 7
Coding region: 281-1642 (453 amino acids)
Molecular function (GO): structural molecule activity
Source: RefSeq, a predicted model, not a curated record
CUCGGAUCUGUGGAUGUAGCGUGAUGAUCGUCAAUGAACGCGAGCAGGUGAACGAGCAGCUGACGGGUGGAUUCCACAGUUCUCAGACACACCCUCUGCUGGGUGCAGCAGGGGCAGGUGUCUCCUCGUAGGCUUGGCACAAGCUCGCCAUCCAACCCCCACCUCCUCCUCCUCCUCCAGGACUGGAAGAGUAUAAAAAUCAGCCGUCCUCUGAGCUCUUCACUCUCUCCUCUCCAGCUGAAGCCGACUGUCUGCCUCCGUUCCUUCAUCACCAUUCAAGAUGAUGUCAAGUUACAGCUCCAAAAGCAUGUCUAGCGGUGGAUACGGUGGUGGUGGCCGCCGCUCUGGUUCCGUGUAUGGUGGAGCUGGAGGCCAUGGUGUCAGAAUCUCCUCUGGUGGCUCCUCCAUGUCCAUGUUUGGUCGUGGCGGUGGCGGUGGCGGCGGCGGCGGCGGUGGUGGUGGAGGUGCAGCUGGCUACAGCUUCAGCUACAGCAGCUCAGGAGGCGGUGGAGGUGGUGCAUUUGGCUUUGGUGGUGGCGAUGGCGGCAGCGUGGAUAUCUCUGCCAACGAGAAGGCCACCAUGCAGAACCUGAACGACCGUCUGGCCUCCUACCUGGAGAAGGUGCGCAAGCUGGAGGCAGCCAACGCCGAGCUGGAGCUGAAGAUCAGACAGUUCCUGGAGAGCAAGGUCUCCCCCUCCGCCAGAGACUACAGCGGCUUCUACGCCACCAUCGCAGAGCUGCAGGGCAAGAUUCAGGACGCGACCAAAGUCAACGGUGGCAUCUACCUGAUGAUUGAUAACGCCAAGUUGGCUGCAGACGACUUCAGACUCAAGUUCGAGAACGAGCUGGCCAUGCGUCAGUCGGUGGAGGCCGACAUCGCCGGUCUGAGGAGGGUCCUGGACGAGCUGACGAUGAGCCGGAGCGACCUGGAGAUGCAGAUCGAGGGCCUGAAGGAGGAGCUGAUCUUCCUCAAGAAGAACCACGAGGAGGAGUUGCUGGCGAUGCGCACUCAGAUGAGCGGACAGGUGAACGUGGAGGUGGACGCUGCUCAGGGACCAGACCUCUCAAAGAUCAUCGAGGAGGUCAGGGAGCACUACGAGAGCAUCGCCGCCAAGAGCCGAAAAGAACUGGAGGGCUGGUUCAACGCCAAGUCGGAAGCAUUAAACAAAGAAGUGGCUGCCAACACAGAAACACUCCAGACGUCCAAAUCUGAGAUCACAGAGAUCAAGCGGACGCUGCAGGGCCUGGAGAUCGAGCUGCAGUCACAGCUCAGCAUGAAAGCGUCGCUGGAAGGCACCCUGGCUGAGACACAGAACCGGUACGGCAUGCAGCUGGCAGGGUACCAGAACCAGGUGGGCAUGAUGGAGGAGCAGCUGGUGCAGCUGAGGGCCGACCUGGAGAGACAGUCGCAGGAGUACCAGAUGCUGCUGGACAUCAAGACCAGACUGGAGAUGGAGAUCGCCGAGUACAGGAGGCUGCUGGACGGAGAAGGUGGCAGCAGCAUCUCCUCCUCCUCCAUGGUCACCACCACCCCCACAGUCACCUCCACCACCAAACAGAAGGUCAUCACCAUCGUAGAGGAGAUUGUGGACGGGAAGGUGGUGAGCUCCUCCACAGAGGAGGUCAGUCAGACCCUGUGAGCUCAUGCAGGAGGCGCCAUCGCAGCUCGCACACAACAAAACACACAAAUAAAAGUCUGCUGAGGUGCUUCACAAUAAAACGCCUGUG